AUGUUUAUCAGAACUUUCUAUGAUUCUACUGGUAGCAAUGCUGGUGCUUUUGAUAGCAGUGGUGAUUCUACUGGUAGCAAUGCUGGUGCUUUUGAUAGCAGUGGUGAUUAUACUGUUAGCAAUGCUGGUGCUUUUGAUAGCAGUGGUGAUUAUACUGCUGUCAUGAUGCUUCUUGACAGCAGUGCUGAUGCUUCUGGUAGCAUUACAAGGUCUUCUUGUAGCAUUUCUAGUAUUUCUGGUAGCAGUCCUGGUGCUUCUGGUAGCAGUCUUAGUGCUUCUGGUAGCAGUCCUGGAGCUUCUGGUAGCAGUCUGAGUGCUUCUGGUAGCAGUCCUGGAGCUUUUGGUAGCAGUCCUGAUGCUUCUGGCAGCAGUCCUGAUAUUUAUGGUAGUUGUCCUAAUUUUUCUAGAAGCAGUUCUAUUGCUUCUAACAGAAGUCCUGAUGCUUCUGGUAGCAGUCCUGAUGCUUCUGGUAGCUGUCUUGACGAUUCUGGUAGCUGUCAGAACGCCUCUGGUAGCCGUCCUGACACUUCUUGCGGCAGUCCUGAUGCUUCUGGUAGAAAUCUUGAGGCUACUGGUCUUUCCUGUGCCAGAUCAGUCACCGUGGUGAUUCUACUGGUAGCAGUCCUGAUGCUUUAUAGCCGUGGUGAUUCUACAGGUAGCAGUCCUGGUGCUUUUGAUAGCAGUGGUAAUUCUACUGGUAGCAGUCCUAAUGCUUUUGAUAGCAGUGGUGAUUCUACUGGUAGCAGUCCUGGUGCUUUUGAUAGCAGUGGUGAUUCUACUGGUAGCAGUCCUGAUGCUUUUGAUAGCAGUGGUGAUUCUACUGAUUGGGAAGUUAUCCUAGAAGGAAGGGGAGAGGCGGGAAGGCUACAAGGUGUCAAAUCAAGUGAUCGCGUGACGAGAACGAGGAAGAGGUCGUCCUAA
This is a messenger RNA of Eurytemora carolleeae, 921 nucleotides long. Its product is annotated as probable GH family 25 lysozyme 3. NCBI's taxonomy places the organism in Eukaryota, Metazoa, Arthropoda, Copepoda, Calanoida, Temoridae. The transcript is spliced from 4 exons. Bases 1 to 921 code for a protein of 306 amino acids. The record is from RefSeq and is a predicted model, not a curated record.